Neodiprion fabricii is the source of this 1167-nucleotide messenger RNA. Its product is annotated as lymphocyte expansion molecule-like. The transcript has 6 exons. Lineage: Eukaryota; Metazoa; Arthropoda; Insecta; Hymenoptera; Diprionidae. The coding region runs from base 1 to 1167 and encodes 388 amino acids. The record is from RefSeq and is a predicted model, not a curated record.
AUGCCCUGCAAUCGGGGUGAAACUUCGUCCUUCAAAUUAUGCCGCUGCUCUUGUCGAUGGCGAUGCAAAUGCCUCAUUCUCCGGAAACCAAAACCCCCGCCGCCUUUCGGAAGCUCGGUGCCAAUCGGGGCGAAAAUUGGAAUGCACCCGCGUCUCGGGGUGAAAUUGAACGACGGCCCGCCCCCAGGGACCUACGAUCCUCCGCCCCUGGUAUCAAAAUGCCCCGUAACAAGCUGGAAGCGGGAAGAAGAGAUGAAGGAGUUCGCUGAAACGAUGGGCGGUAAACUCCCGGAGAAAUACGCUCUCCAGAGGGACCUGAUGAAGCGUGGCCGCGGGCCGGGUGUACACGAUAUUCGACAAUGGCCAGAAGUCGUUUUGGAAGGAAGCUGCAACAUCCGGCGUGAAAAUACCGGCUUUGGUAGAAUUCCCAGAUUCAAAAACUCCCGCGCCAAGGAAACACCCGGUCCAGGAUACACUGGAAAAGAACACAACCCGUAUUACCACGUUGAGAAGAAUCGGUUCAAGUCCUUCUCCUGCCUUUCGAGUUUCGAGUACGACGGUUGUUUACCCAGAUUCAAGAAAUCCGUUCGCAGCUGGUCGAUUCCCUGCAACCGGUACAACGUGCGACAUCCGGACUCUAUGGACAGCAAAUUGAAGAAGGUAACGAGCAAGCGAGGACCGUACGACUUGUUCACAGGACCGCGAGACGCGAGCACAAUCUUGGGUUACCUAGCCCGACCGAAGCCAACGGACACCAAAAACUGGCCGACGAAGUUUCCGAGCGAUUUCGAGAAGGCCGUUGAAGGAUCGAACCGGUUCAAAGGAGCCUGGACGAGCUGUCCAAGGUUCACCAAGAAACCGACGGUGCGAAGCAUGCUCGAGGACAUCAGCCUCUGCUACAAGGAACCGGAAGCCCCGGGACCAGGCUGGUACACUCCUGUCCAUCCCGCGGAGCUGCGACCCGAAAGGAAAGGAGUGGUCCACCCUUUCAACGACAGUGUGAAGAUCGCGAGGCCGCUUCGACCCUUCGAAAUAAGCCCCGGGCCGGGUAGUUACGAGGUGAUUUCCGGGCGGAAACGGAUCCCCGGUAACGGCUGGACGUUUGUCUUUAGUUCGAAGCUGCAGAGAAGCAUCGCCCCGAAACAGGACCAGUACAACUCCUUCUGA